Molecule: messenger RNA, 2229 nt
Organism: Fulvia fulva
Lineage: Eukaryota; Fungi; Ascomycota; Dothideomycetes; Mycosphaerellales; Mycosphaerellaceae
Exons: 2
Coding region: 1-2229 (742 amino acids)
Source: RefSeq, a predicted model, not a curated record
AUGCCAUCGAUACCACCAAAGCACGCUUUUCGCGGAGGAACAUCCGAGAUGCCAUCAGCGUCUGCAGCACGAGGUGUGCAGCUUCAGUAUCCAGUAGGUCUCUCCAAAUCCCUUUCCCCGGUGGCGGCGAUGGAGGCGGUGGAGGACCUACCAGAGCACGCGCGAGGCGAGGCGGACAUCAAGCAGUGUCUGAGGAUGUCUGCAAUUACGAUAUACACGCACGAGAAGCUGUCCGAGUAUUUCCACACGAGAGCGCAAAGUGACGAUUGCAUGCUACCUUUGUUGCUGUGCUUGCUGCACGGCCGCGAUGUAUCAGAUCCGAGGCACGCCCUGCGGAUGACAGGCUUUGACAAAGCUCACCAACUACCUUUCGCCUCAUGGGACAGCUUAUAUCUCGUACUGGUUGCAGAGAUACGCAUUGUAUACCACGAUGUCCUACGAGAGCUUGCCACCGAGUCCGGCGGAAACAACAAGCUGAUGCUCCAUCACUUUGGCAUAGACGGAACCGAAGACAAUGCCCCCCUCCCACUGAUGGACUUCGCCACUCAGCUGGAGGAUAUCUGGAGCCUACUCAUGUCUGCGGCUCUACUGGGUCCAUUAGAGCAUGCGGUGCGGAAACAAAGGCUAAAUCAGCAAUACCUUGACCACACUCAUGACGAAAACUUCAACGCAAAUUUUGAGCAGUGGUGGAACAAUCAGGUUCCCAAGCAGCAAGUGGAGGUUCUCAACAAAUUCAAAGGCAUACUCGAUCCCAUAUCUCUAUCUCCGACAGCCAUCUUCGAUUUCGUUCGUGAGAACCACGUCCCGUCAUUGCGCCAAGCUUGCGCACAGCACAGGAACAACAGGGGCACGCUAUCGACACAGCCUCCGCCUGUGCGUCGUGCAGACCAGGACCAUGAGACGGACUACUUCGGACAGUAUGCCUCAGAGGACGAACCGCAAUGCUUCUGUGACGAGCAGUGUGCCUGCAGCAUAGUCUGUCAGUUCGCGGUGCAGCGAUGUUCUUGUAAAGCUGCGCCCGGUCAGUCCAGCGUCUCUCCGCCACCUCGACGCUAUUACGAAGAUACAGUGUAUCAGGCCGACGCUGGUACUCCAUCACCACAGCAUCGGAAUUUCGAGACCGUGUCAAGCAACAUGGCGCAAAUGCAAAUUGCAGCGCAGCAAUCACCUGGACAUUUUCAGCCGGUGCAACCAGUCCACACAGCACAGAUCGAGCGUCCCGAGAGGCCGGGAAAGAAUCGACAGCGCUCCAACACAGCAAGGAGCGACUUGGCUUACGUUCCAGACGUUGUGCCUCCACCACCAGUGGCGCCCUUCAAGAAAGAUGCAUAUCCACUGGCGUUCUACGGGCGCAACUCUGGUCAGAGAUACCCCAACUUCAGCCAGCCAUCUCCAGGAUGCACCCCCGACAGCACCAAGUUCAAUGGGUUGCCACCAAAGCCCUUAGCGUCACCGUUGGCGGCCGUCAUGAGUUCAGCCCUUGAUGCUGGUCCUACGGAAGAAUCGAGGUCCCUUGCGCCGUCUGACAGCAUUAUCGAUGACAAGACUUCACCUCUCAACGCUCGCAACAUUAUUCGCCGUAUCGUCCCAGCAGCGGCCAGCACCUCCUACACGCAAAGCUUUCCAGUCCCAGCACACGGCAGCCACCGUGGCCCCGAAAAUGAAUUCAGCGACUGGGACACCUCUCAUAUCAAGACGCCGGUACUGGCGCCACUAGGACAACAUCCCGGCACCGCAGACAGAGCCGGCACCUUGCGCCAUUCCGUGGACGCACCAUCACCCGUGCUUCGAGCGAAGAGCAGCAUCCAAGACCAAGUUGCUCAAAGCGAGGCGGUGCUACCACCAGAAGCACUCCCUCUACCGGACUUCAUUGCUCCUAGACCAGCCAUGCAGCAGCGCUACGUCUCAGCUGGCGGUGAUGCGAAAUUGAAAGAUCGGCCAGUAAUUGCCGACUUCACGCUUCCUCCAGCUGUCGAGCCGGGAAUGACUUUCAAAAAGGAAGAUUUGGAAACCCGCCUGUCUCAAAUGUCGCCUCCCCGACGCGACAGCGGGCUUGCCUCAGGACGACCAAGUCAUGAGAACGUCAUAAGUCCAGCAAGCAGUCGUGUCUCUCGUGACCUUAGUGGCGCUGCACAGAACGAGAGUCGCCACCGCACCAGUAGCAGCGUCAGCGCGAGGAUCAAGCGUAUCUUUUCCAGGCAUGGUAGCGCAUCCGAGGGAUCAGGUUGA